UGCCAGGUGCACUACUGCUCUGGUCUCCAUGACAACCACAGUCUUGGAGGAGCUGGAGGGAGGACUGGACAGCUGCCUGGCCAGCAAGGACCUUUCUGCACUGUUGGAGUCUUGCCCAGGCUGGCUGCAGGAGAACAAAGCUCAAGUGACAUCCAGGUUGUCAGACUGUAGCAGCUGGCCCCACGUGAGACCCUCAGUUGCUGGUGGCAGCCAGCAGUGUGGAUGCCAGGCCCCCAAAAUGGAAAAGGAGUCUGCAGCCAGGGGUGGCCCAGGACCAGGGAAAGAGAAACUGAAAGUUGGAACAACCCCCCAGAGCGCCCCCUCACGGAAGAAAGCACAGGCGGCCCCACCCUUGCAACCACUACUGCCACCCCCCACCCUGGCCCUGAGUGAGGAGCUGCCCUGGGGAGACUUGUCGCUCAACAAGUGCCUGGUGCUGGCUUCCUUGGUGGCAUUGCUGGGCUCAACUUUCCAGCUGUGCAGAGACGCUGCGUCUGGGGAGGUGGCCCAUGCAGCACCUACCCCUAAGCCACGGGUCCCUCCGAGCUCGCAGCCUAAGAAACCAGUGUUGAUCCUGCCUAACAAGCCUGUGGCCUGGGCACCCCCAUCGGAGCCACCUGCACGCCAGGCGGGGUCACCCACUUUCCAGGCAGAGGUAGAAGUCAGACCAGAGGUUCCCAAGUGCAGGGAGUCUGUAAAGAACAUCCAGGAGGAGCCUGGGGAAACCAGGGGAAAGACCGCUAGAGAGGAACAAGCGCCGAUUGAAAAGGGAGGACCCCAGCAGAGGCCGUGGAAGGAGAAGAAGCCACGGAGGGAGAAACCCCGAAUGGAGGACAGGCCUCGAAAAGAGAGAUCGAGGAAGGAAGAAAGGUCGAGAGCCUCCAGGGAGGCCCGGGAAGCCCUGACUAGGCGCUGGGAGGCACGCGAAGAGGGCCAUCGACCCAGGGCGCGGGACUCCAGGGACCCUGAGCACUUCAAGAGACAGGCCUGGGCCUCCUCAAGGCGCCGCGACUACGAGGACCAGACUCCAGGUCGACAAAAGCACCGCGAGGGCAAGGGACGAGACUGAGCCGGCACUGGGUCCGGCGCAGGAGUCCUUAAUUAUCUCUAAAUCCCCAGGGUUCCAGCAAAAUAAAUCGAGUUCUGCGGGUCA
This is a messenger RNA of Castor canadensis (American beaver), 1153 nucleotides long. RefSeq names its product junctional sarcoplasmic reticulum protein 1 (gene Jsrp1). Gene Ontology annotation, biological process: skeletal muscle contraction; regulation of ryanodine-sensitive calcium-release channel activity. The record is from RefSeq and is a predicted model, not a curated record. Lineage: Eukaryota; Metazoa; Chordata; Mammalia; Rodentia; Castoridae. Gene Ontology annotation, cellular component: sarcoplasmic reticulum.